GAAGCAAAAGAGGCAAGGCUUUAGGCGUUGCUUAGCUGCGGUCCCUUGGAAGGGUCGCCGCUCCAUUAGAACGGGGGGCGUGGAUUAAUUGCCUACCUCCUUUGAACUUGUCCAAUCAAAAAACGAGGCGGCGGGGCUCAGUGCGGCCGUAGCGCCCCCCUUGGAACCUCGCCGUCCAAUCCGUUGGUUAGUUCCGACGUUCUUUUGGCCAUGCCGCGCCUUCUUGUUCCAUGACUGCAACAGCCGCGGGAGUUGGCAGGGCAGCCUCGUUCGCCGCAGUGAGAGAGGGAGGCUUCUGCUACUGGUGGUCCUCGUUGUCCACUCGGCCCCGGGAGCGCCAUGGAGCAAGGCCCGGCGCGGGAAGCUGCUACUGCAGUGCCGGAUCCGGCCCCGGAGGUGCCCCCUUCCAGCUCCCGUGGCGGGCUCGGGGGCAUAGGGUCUGCAGAAGCCCUGGCGGCUCUGGGCGCCAUCGGGCGGCGGCUGCUCUGGCUGCUCCCCGUGUACCUGGCGGGUCGGGCGGGGCUCAGCCUGGGCUUCGUGGUGGCCGGCGUGGCUCUUUACAUGGGCUGGCGAGGACGGCGGAUGAGCAAGGAGCGGUCGCUGCGGGCGGCUGGGCUGCUCCUGGGCGACGAAGAGGCGACGGUGAGCGCUACGGCCAGCAGCGUGGGGCUGGGCCGAAGCCUGGGACAGAGCGAGCUGCCCGCCUGGGUCAGUUUCCCAGAUGUUGAGAAAGCUGAAUGGCUCAACAAGAUUCUGGCCCAGGCCUGGCCCUUCUUUGGCCAGUACAUGGAGAAGCUGUUGGUGGAGAACAUUGCUCCAAACAUCCGAGCCUCCAACACCCAUCUGCAGACCUUUACCUUUGCCAGGGUGGACAUGGGAGAGAAGCCUCUCAAGGUGAUUGGAGUCAAGGUCCACACUGGCUCAAACAAGAGGCAGAUCUUGCUGGAUCUAAACAUCAGCUACGCAGGUGAUGUCCAGAUUGAUGUGGAAGUGAAGAAAUUUUUCUGUAAGGCCGGGGUGAAAGGCAUGCAGCUACAUGGCAUGCUGCGAGUCAUCCUGGAACCGCUCAUUGGUGAUGUCCCCAUUGUUGGGGCACUCACCAUGUUCUUCAUUCGCCGGCCAACUCUAGACAUCAACUGGACUGGAAUGACCAACCUCUUGGACAUCCCUGGACUGAGCUCGUUGUCUGACACAAUGAUAAUGGACUCCAUUGCCUCUUUCUUGGUCCUCCCCAAUCGCUUGCUCAUCCCACUGGUCCCUGACCUCCAUGACGCUGCUGAGCUGCGCUCCCCUAUUCCUAGGGGUGUUGUCCGUGUCCACCUGAUAGAGGCCAAGGACGUGCAGUCCAAGGAUAAGUACAUCAAGGGGAUGAUUGAGGGCAAGUCUGACCCAUACGCCGUUGUGCGUGUGGGCACCCAGGUCUUCACCAGCAAAGUCAUUGAUGAAGACCUCAACCCCAAGUGGAAUGAAACGUAUGAGUUCAUUGUACACGAGGUGCCGGGGCAGGAACUGGAGGUGGAGCUGUUUGACAAGGAUCCCGAUCAGGAUGACUUCCUGGGCAGGAUGAAGCUGGACUUUGGUGAGGUGCUCAAGGCUCAUGUGCUAGAGGAGUGGUUCCCAUUGCAGGAUGGUGGCCGGGCUCGUGUGCAUCUGCGCCUGGAGUGGCAUACUCUUAUGUCAGAUGCUUCCAAGUUGGAUCAGGUUCUUCAGUGGAACAAAACCAUCUCCUCCAAGCCAGAGCCCCCAUCAGCUGCCAUCUUGGUUGUCUAUCUGGAUAAGGCACAAGACCUCCCACUGAAGAAAUCCAGUAAGGAUCCCAACCCUAUGGCACAGCUCUCUGUCCAAGAUGUCACCCGUGAGAGCAAGGUUGUCUCUAACACUGUCUCGCCUGUCUGGGAUGAUGCCUUCCGUUUCUUCCUUCAAGACCCAACCACCCAAGAUAUUGAUAUACAGGUCAAAGAUGACAAUCGUCAGACCACCCUGGGCUCCCUCACUAUCCGCCUGUCCCGCCUUUUGAGUGCCGAAAAUCUGACACUUGACCAGUGGUUCCAGCUGGAGAACUCUGGACCCAGCAGCCGCAUCUACAUGAAAAUCAUUAUGCGGGUCCUGUAUCUGGAUGCCCCUGAAGUUUGCCUCAACACUCGGCCGUGCCCUCCAGGACAUCUGAAUGUCACCGAGAGUGCCCAUAUUGGCAGCAGCGUUGACAGGCCUCCUAGGCCCACCAAGGCCAGCCCAGAUGCCCACUUUGGCACUGAGAGCGUGGUUCGGAUUCACUUGCUGGAGGCUGAGAACCUCAUCGCCAAAGAUAACUUUAUGGGUGGAAUGAUCAAGGGCAAAUCAGACCCUUACGUCAAAGUGCGCUUGGGGGGUCAGAAGUUCCGUAGCCGCGUCAUCAAGGAGGAGCUCAACCCCCGCUGGAGUGAGAUCUAUGAGGUCAUUGUGAAUGACAUCCCAGGCCAGGAGGUGGAGUUUGACUUAUAUGACAAAGAUGUUGACAAGGAUGACUUCCUGGGCAGGUGUAAGAUCCCUCUGAGACGAGUGCUAAGCACCAAGUUUGUAGAUGAGUGGAUCCUGCUAGAGGAUGUGAAAUCAGGACGACUCCAUGUGAAGCUGGAGUGCUUGCCCCCCACGCCCAGUGGUGCUGAGCUGGAGCAGGUACUGAUGGUGAACAGCUUGAUCCAGACACCAAAGAGUGAGGACUUGUCCUCUGCCCUGCUCUCUGUUUUCCUUGACAGGGCAUCUGACCUGCCGCUGCGGAAGGGUUCCAAACCUCCAAGCCCUUAUGCCAGUCUCUCUGUCCGGGGCAUCUCCUUCAAGACCAAGGUCUCCCCUCAGACUGCAGAGCCAGUGUGGGAUGAAGCUUUCUCCUUCCUUGUCAAGAGACCCCACGCUGAAUCUUUGGAGUUGCAGGUGAAGGAUGAUGGGCAUGUCCUGGGUACCCUGUCGCUCCCCCUUUCACAGCUUCUGGCAGCAGAGGGGCUUGUCCUUGACCGCUGGUUCCAGCUCAACAACUCUGGUUCGGCCAUCCAGGUCCUGAUGCGGGUGCAACUCGGACUUCUGAUCUCACAACACUCUGGUGUGGAAGUUCUUCAUGCCGUGGAAGGUGACGAGAGUGAGGAGGGCUCCCAGAAGGGGUCAGCAGCAGAACUCUAUAUCAGGGAGGACAGCGACUCUGGUUCCGUGCCAGAGCUGCGCCAGCGUGUGCCACAUGCCAACAGUAAUUUGGAUCUGUCCGACUCGCCACUGGGCCAGCUGCGCCUUACUGUCUGGUACAACAUGGAUACUCGCAAGCUGAUUGUCAUCGUUCAUGCCUGCAGGAACUUGAAGUCAAGUGCCAAGGAUGCUCCUGACCCUUAUGUCUCCCUGAUUCUGUUGCCUGACAAAUCCCGUGUCACCAAAAGAAAGACCACUGUGCGGAAGAAGACUCUUAAUCCUGAGUUCAAUGAGAAGUUUGAAUGGGAUCUACCCGUGGAUGAAGCCCAACGAAGGAAGCUGGAGGCCUACAUCAAAAAUAGUGUCUCUUUUGUGUCACGAGGGGAGCCAAUUGGAAAGGUGCACAUUGACCUCUCACAGAAGGACCUGACCCAGGGUGCUGCCCAGUGGUACGAUAUUAAAGAUGACAAAAGCAGCCCCUAGCCUCCACAGUGCCUCCUUUCUUGAUACUUCACCAUCCAGGGAGUUAAGAGCUGGCAUUAAGACCGCCAACACCGCCACCCUUCACUGCAAGAUUCCAAGCUCACCCCCCAUCUGGAUGGGGUUUUCAGUGAUUCUGUUUCAAAGCAACCAUAGUGUGUUUUGUUUUGUUUUGUUUUGUUUAGAAUCUUCUUCUCAAUGUGAAGUUGGCAGGGGUAGAGAAGUGACUCUUGGGCGGGUUUUAAAGGAGCGGGGAGAUUCCCAUCCUGCAUUCACCCUGUGUGCUUCUUUCAACACCGCAAAUCACAUUCUGCCUUUUUAUUGACCAAAGAAAUGGGCCUGGCUCCUCCUUCAGUUGAGGAUGAAGGUUCUUUGCACAGAUGCUGUGAGCGGACACUUUCAGCAGCCACUGAAGCAGAAACUAGAAAGUCCAGGAGCAAACUGGGCCUGAGGCUGAGUGACAGUUAGAAAGGUACAAAGAGACCAGCAUGGAGGGACCAAAUAUUUCCCUUAGUAGCGGUGGGCCUCCUUUGGAACAAAGGGUUCCACACACAAGUGUGUCCCUGAUGGGAGACAUCUUUUAUCCAAAAAGGAGAAUUAUGACAUCCCCUGCCCUGAGAUUGGUCAGCUAAGACAAGUGAUGGGGAUUCUGUCCUAGCUCUGAUAAUAAGGUUUUCAAAUGGCAUACAAUCAUUUUGAACCAACAGCUUGAAAAAACAGGUGGGGGAGUGCAGUUGCCAAGCAUUUUUUAUUUGCAGCGUAUGUGCUAUUUUCCCCCAUUGGGGGAUUCAUGGCUAUGUGCAUUUAGCAAAUGCCCCACCUGGCAUAGUGUCUGCAUCCCAAUUUUUUUCAAGCCCAUCCUUGCAGCAGCAACUCAUGCUAACCUCACCGUGCAUAACCUGCUCUUUCUGCUUCUGGCUCUUUUAAAGGGAUUCUGUUUGUGUCUCACUCCACAUUCUGCUGCUCACUCAAAAGGACAGACAGCUUUCUUGCUGUAUCUUAACCUGUGCCACUUUCAUUGCUGCUUUUAAAAACGAAUGUUGUUUGGUGCCUUCUUGUACUCCAGGCCUGGAAUUGGGGGGGGGGGGGCAAUACUCCUCCACCCCACAGUGCAGCACCACAUUUUAGGACUGUGUGUAUUCUGUAGCAAGGAAGUACGAAUUCCGUGCUCCAGAUCAGAUUUGCAAAUAUGAAGAAUUUAUCUAACUGUAUGCAGAUUAACUUGCAAUAUUUGCAGUUUGACUGAUGCUGAAUAUAGCUCACAAUGGAAGGAGAGACGUGAAACUUGUGGGGACAGGGGAAUUGCUUCAAGGAGCAAAAGGUCACAAAGGUAGAUCAGGUCAGAAACCCCACUCCGAGCACACACUGUAGACAUGAUUUUAAGGUUUCCUGCGCUAGCUUGAAGACCUUGACGACUGAACUUCUGAGGCUUUUUCACACACACAAACGAAAGAGCCCAUAACCCUUUUUACUCAGAGAUGAAUCACUGUUUAAUUUGCAGUGCUAUGCUACUUUCCAGGGUAGACGUGGGCUGAGUGCUAUUUAAAACAUACUCCAGUGGCAAGGGCUCCAUUUAUUCACCUUUCCCUCAUCCUCAAGCUAUUCUUCUUGUCCUGGCCUUGGCGGAGGCUCCUUCCUGAAAGCAUGUGGGCAGCAUGGACUUGCCCUCAUAGUGUUAUCUGGCAGCUGCCCUGGAUUUUUGUUUUUGUGGGGGUUUGUUGUUUGUGUUGUUGCUAUGAGAAAGAAUCUUACUGCUUUUGUGAUUUUAAAAAAUCAUCUGGAUUAAGCUCUCAGGAAGCAAAAUCCUGGUCAGUGCCUCAUUGCGACUGUAGAUUUCCUCCAGUUUCUCAGAGCUUGUAAUCUGGAGCAGGUGGGCAGAAGUUCUGUGGGAGGGCAGGAGGCAAGAUAUGCUUUGAGUCUUCCCAAAAUAUGGAGGGAGGGAGAGCAUUUCUUUGCAAUGUGACCUGAACUUCCACUAUCUAGCAAUCUUGCCUCCCUGCUCACCCUUUUCCAGUCCUUUUACCCCUCACGUCUGGAGCCAGAACACAGGAACUCUGAGUCCUAGCUCCUCUCCCCUUCUGCUCAUGCGCACUAGCUCCCUUGCCUCUGAAGAAGCCAAAACCAUUAUUUGUGGUCUAUUUAUAAAGUAUUUUUAAUGGCUUGUUUCUGUGUGUUUGAUCCAGCAAAAGCACCUCCUCACUGAAUCUGGUUAUGCUUCCCCCAAAGCUUGUUGACGGGGAAUGAAAUGCACGUGCCUGUCAGGAGCUCAACCACUUGCUGCCUUCCACGCCAAAUCAAGGCUCCAACGCUUGCUUUUGCUCAAGCAGGCUUUACUGUAAGACUGUGUUCCAGGCAGCUGUGCCUCUUGUAGCAGCCACUGUAACUUGUCGUAGCAAAUAAAGACAGGAGCAAAAUGUGA
Hemicordylus capensis (graceful crag lizard) is the source of this 6052-nucleotide messenger RNA. It is a transcript of the gene ESYT1, whose product is annotated as extended synaptotagmin 1. The coding region runs from base 340 to 3636 and encodes 1098 amino acids. Lineage: Eukaryota; Metazoa; Chordata; Lepidosauria; Squamata; Cordylidae. Gene Ontology annotation, molecular function: lipid binding. The transcript is spliced from 31 exons. The record is from RefSeq and is a predicted model, not a curated record. Gene Ontology annotation, biological process: lipid transport.